Messenger RNA from Megalobrama amblycephala (Wuchang bream), 4103 nucleotides. Its product is annotated as NLR family CARD domain-containing protein 3-like. The record is from RefSeq and is a predicted model, not a curated record. The transcript is spliced from 5 exons. Gene Ontology annotation, molecular function: protein binding. Lineage: Eukaryota; Metazoa; Chordata; Actinopteri; Cypriniformes; Xenocyprididae.
GGCCUGAUCAGAUCUGUGCUGUCCUCUACAUCACACUAUCAGACUCACAGCAGGAAGGACAAAACUGAAGCAGUCCUGCAGACACACACACUGGAGACUAAAGCAAUGCAGAGAGUCAAAGACCAGCACAAAACCAGCAUGAAGAACAAGUAUGAGAGAUUAUUUGAGGGAAACAAACUCCAAGAGAAUCAAACCCUCCUGAACAGGGUCUACACACAGCUCUACAUCAUAGAGGGAGAGAGUGAAGGAGUGAGUGAAGAACAUGAGGUUUUACAGAUGGAGAAAACAGUCAGAAUACAACACUCACAAGACACUCCUAUUGACUGCAAUGACAUCUUUAAAGCCUUACAUGAACCAGGAUGUGAAGAGAAAGACCAAAUCAAGACUGUUCUUACUAAAGGCAUCGCUGGAAUCGGAAAAACCGUCUCUGUGCAGAAGUUCAUUCUGGACUGGGCUGAGGGAAAAGCCAAUCAGGAUGUAGAUUUCAUGUUUGUGCUUCCAUUUCGAGAAAUGAACUUGAUCCGAGAUCAUCAGUACAGUCUUCACGACUUCUGACAUCCUUCUGACAUCUGACAUCCUGAACUUCAAGAUCUGGACUCAAAGAUUUAUGAGGAGUGUAAAGUUGUGUUCAUCUUUGAUGGUCUGGAUGAAAGCAGAAUCACACAGAUGUUUUCAGAUGCUCAGAAAGUUUCUGAUGUGACUGAGACUUCAUCAGUGGGUGUGUUGAUGUCAAACCUCAUGAAAGGAGAGCUGCUUCCCUCUGCUCUCAUCUGGAUCACCUCCAGACCAGCAGCAGCCAAUCAGAUCCCCAUCAAAUACAUCAACCGUCUGACAGAAAUUCAGGGAUUCAAUGAGCCUCAGAAGGAGGAAUAUUUCAGGAAGAGAGUCAGUGAUGAGCAUCAAGCCAGCAGAAUCAUCUCACACAUCAGAAGAGCCAGAAGCCUCCACAUCAUGUGCCAUGUACCUGUCUUCUGCUGGAUCUCAUCCACUGUGCUUCAAAAGCUCCUGAAAGAAGAUCUGAGUGCAGAAAUCCCUCAAACUCUGUCUGAAAUGUAUAUCCACUUCCUGUUGAUUCAGAUCAACAUGAGGAAUCAGAAGUAUGAAGAGAGAAAUCCAGAGAAACUCCUGCAGUCCAACAGAGAAGUGAUUGUGAAACUCGCUGAAGUGGCUUUCAAACAGCUGAUGAAGGGCAAUGUGAUGUUCUAUGAGGAGGACCUGAGAGAGAGCGGCAUAGAUGUCACUGAUGCCUCAGUGUAUUCUGGGAUUUGCACUGAGAUCUUUAAGGAGGAAUCUGUGAUUCAUCAGAGCAAAGUCUACAGCUUCAUUCAUCUGAGCGUUCAGGAGUUUCUUGCUGCUUUCUAUGUGUUUUACUUUCAUGUAAUUUUAAUUAUGCAGGGACUGAGGAAUUUUGCUUCAAUACAAAUUUUGCUUAAAGGUGCAGUAGAUAAAGCCCUCAAGAGUAAAAAUGGACACCUGGAUCUGUUCCUGCGGUUCCUGCUGGGAGUCUCACUGGAGUCCAAUCAGAGACUCUUACAGGAUCUACUGACACACACAGAGAACAGCUCAGAGAGCAUCAGAGAAACCACACAGUACAUUAAAGAGAAGAUUAAAGAUAGAGAUCUCUCCACUGAAAGAUCUAUCAAUCUGUUCCUCUGUCUGCUGGAAGUGAAAGAUCAGACUCUGUCCAGAGAGAUUCAGGAGUUUGUGAAUUCAGACAAACACUCAGAGAAGAAACUCUCUCCUGCUCACUGCUCAACAAUCGCCUACAUGCUUCAGAUGUCAGAGGAGGUGCUGGAUGAGCUGGACCUCAAGAAAUACAACACAUCAGAUGAAGGUAGAAGAAGACUGAUACCAGCUGUUAUCAACUGCAGAAAAGCUCUUCUUGCUGGCUGUAAUCUCACUGCUCAGCAUUGUGAAAUUGUCUCAUCUGCUCUUCAAUCCUCAAACUCUGUCCUGAAAGAGCUGGAUCUGAGUAACAAUGACCUGCAGGAUUCUGGAGUUAAAAUUAUUUCUGAUGGAGUGAAGAGUCCAGACUUUCAGCUGGAGAUACUGAGGUUGUCAGGCUGUAUGUUGACAGAGGAAGGCUGUGGUUAUGUGUCUUCGGCUCUGAGUUCAAACCCCUCACACCUGAGAGAGCUGGAUCUGAGCUACAAUCACCCAGGAGAAUCAGGAGUCCAGCUGCUCCAUGACAAACUGAAGGAUCCAAACUGCUCUCUGCAGAUACUCAAUUUGGACCAUGGAGGACAUUUCAGGAUCACACCAGGACUGAGAAAAUAUGCCUGUGAUCUCACACUGGAUCCAAACACAGCACACACUCAACUCAUCCUGUCUGAGGAGAACAGAAAGGUGGCACGAGUGGAAGAGCAUCAGCCGUAUCCUGAUCAUCCAGAGAGAUUUAAGCACUGUGAGCAGGUUUUGUGUCGAGAGAGUCUGUCUGGACGCUGUUACUGGGAGGUUAAAUGGAGUGGAUACGGUCAUGUAGCAGUGGCAUAUAAAGGAAUCAACAAGAAAGUAGGCAGUGACUGUCGGUUUGGACUCAAUGAACAGUCUUGGAAUAUUUACUGUUGUGAUGAUAAUUACACGGUCUGGCAUGAUAAUAAGAGCACAAACAUUCCCCCAUCUUCAUCUUGUUCUCACAGAGUAGGAGUGUAUGUGGACGUGUCGGCUGGCACUCUGUCCUUCUACAGUGUCUCUGACACACACACACUCACACACUUACACACAUUCAACACCACAUUCACUGAACCCCUCUAUGCUGGAUUUUUGGUUUAUCCAGAUUCUUCAGUGUCUCUGUGUCAGAUUUAACAACCUGCUGUGAGGAACCUCAGAGACAUCCGUGGAAGGUAAUUUCAAUGAAGAGGUUAUUGUGAUUAAUUCAAAUUGUGAUGCUUGUGCAAUUGCAAGUUCAAAUUAAAAGCUGAUUAGUCUUGCCAUAGAUGUAAUUGAUAAGAUUAUACAUUGUUUUGCUAAUAUGAAUGAAUUACUGGAAAUUCAGAAUAUUUUGUGAGGCAGUUCUGAUGCAGCUUCUUAGGGUGCUUUCACACUUUUUCCAUUGCCUGGUCCAAACCAGAGAUCAAUUGCUCCCCCCUCUACCCUGCCCCUGCUGGACUGUGUUCAUUUUAUUUUUUUGGGGGGUCUGCAUCAUGGUGCAUUUGUGCAGUCAAAGCAACAGCUGUUUACCCUGUUGCUCGGUAACAGCAGCGCAAUGGAGGUGGCAAAAUACAUAGUGAUCCUCAAAUCACUUUUAUAUCUAGUUUUUUUAACAGUUGGUUUUGUUUCUAGCACAUAAAAUCAUUUGCAUCAAUCUGUCGAGAAUGUACUGCAAAUGUUCUAAUGUUUUCACAUCAUCCAAAGUGUUCAAACAUCAUCUAAAGUACCCUUAAACUCUCCAUUAAACAGGACAGCUAAUUAUAAUAGCUAUAGCUAUUAUAUAUUCACAUGAGCUAGAUAAGUUGCAAAAGGCUCUUUUUUCUGAACAUUUCAUAAUUUUUUAAUUUUCAAUCAUUUUGCCGUCCCAAUUUUUAGGUCACUGGUAUCAUGUAUUGUCUGUUAUUAUGUGUGUGUGGGUCAGUGGAGACUUCAGUUCAUCAAAGGUGAUGGUCUGUAGAAACACUCUGGUUCUUCAUUUGGUGAGAUCUUAUAAAAGCUAGUGUUGAUGUCCUCACUGUUUCAGAGGAUCCACAGGCUCACUUUUGUCCUGCUUAAUUGUCACACACUGUUACUGUUAAUGUAUUUUCUCUCUGUUCAAGUUAAGUUUUCAAAUUAAAAUUAUGUCAUCAUUUACUCACCCUUAAAUUGUUCCAAACCUGUAUGAAUUUCCUUGUUCUCCUGAACACAAAGGAAGAUAUUUUGAAGAAUGUUUGUAACCAAACAGAUUUGGGACACCACUGGCUUUUAUUUAUUUUAUUUAAUACUUCCUAUUAUGGUAGUUAAUGGUGCCCCAGAUCUGCUUGGUUAUAAACAUUCUUCAAAAUAUACAGGUUUGGAUCAGUUUAAGGAGUUUGAGUAAAUGAUGACAUAAUUGUCAUUUUUGGGCAAACUAUCCCUUUAAUGAUUGAUAUAACAUAAUGACAAACUUUUGCUGCACUAAAAUUGAAUUUAUG